Molecule: messenger RNA, 1655 nt
Organism: Bactrocera oleae (olive fruit fly)
Lineage: Eukaryota; Metazoa; Arthropoda; Insecta; Diptera; Tephritidae
Source: RefSeq, a predicted model, not a curated record
CGCUUGCUUUUUAGUACUGUCGAUCUUCCUAUUCCUUGAACAAGCUCAGGCACAAUGCCCGAAUGCGCCAAGUAAUAUUGACUACUUUCGUCUACAGAUUACUAUAGCUGCUCGGGUGGCUAUCAUAGCGGUCACGGCGGACAUGGUUGCCACGGAUAAAUUUCGAAAAUAUUCUUGUAAAAACGAAAAGUAAAAAAGAUUUUAUGAAUCGACGAAAAUUUAACGUAGAAAAGGUUUUCAAAAACACUUGACUUGCCCUUAAGUGGCAGACUUAAAUUUUAAUACAUAACUAGACCAAUUUAAUUUAUUUUUUUCUGACAAAUAAAAGUUCGUUGAAAUGACGUGAGAGUAAUACAAUUUCAGUGGUAAUACUUCUACAAUCUCCGUGAGUGGAUAAGUUAUGAUAUGAGGUAAGUUUUUCUGCCACGUAAGCCGAAACUUACUACUUAGAUGUACCAAAAAAAAUAUUAGAAAAAUUUGAAUGAUUUGCCUUUUGAAUAUUGAGAAAACGUUCAAGUUAAGUUUACGUUUCGACAGCACAGUAACAAAAUUCACAUGCCAAAGCCAACAAAGUAGUAUUUUCUCUCGCUCUACGCUAUUAAAUGAAUGAUCAGCUAAAAAUCCAGACUUGAACUUCAUCGAAAAUGUUUGGACUAUUAUUACAACGUCUACGUAUACGCAACACUGCGACUAUAUAGCUGAGAAGGAGCUAUAAAUAUCAAAUAAUAACUGCCAUGGCCAACUGAACUGUCAAAUAACUUCAUAUUCAAUAAGUUAUAAUAGGUAUAAGCUCUCAAAAAAGCGCGUUAUGGCUUAAAGUAUUUCGAUAUUCAUUUGACUGAAGUUGGUAGGACAUUCACGAUGACAAGCUUAAACCUGAUUUUAUUCUCAAUAGAGAAAAAUUAAAAAUAUAUAAAUCUUCAGCAAAAGACUUUAAGGGUCGGAGAGGUAAGCUUCUAAAGAUACCGAAUAAAGAAACUUUACAGAGCUUGCCAAUUGUUCAUUUCAACUGCAAUACAAAGAAUAAAUUUUAAACAAUAUUUUUUUAAACAUUAAAAAAAUGGGUUUUAACGAAAUAAGACAUCUGGGUUUAAGCUAAACAUCUGUUUCAUUAACAGAUAUGUAAAUAUAUGAGAUAAUAAUGAACACCCGGAAUUUCUGCCAAUUCCUUUUUUGUAAACAAUUGUUUAUUAAACAGAUUUUUUCGCUAUAAAAGCUACCUGUGACCCUACAAAAAUUAUCAGUUACAGAAAUCACAACAACUCAAUAACAAGCUACCAAUAUGAAGUUCCUCGCUUGCUUUUUAGUUUUCGCUGUCUUUCUUUUCCUCGGACAAACUCAAGCGCAAUGUGCGAAUGCGCCACAAUUCUACAGCUGCUCGGGUGGCUAUAACAGCGGUAGAGGUGGUACCGGUUGCUACGGUGGUACCAGAUGGUAUUACAAUUGGAACACUAGGAGUUGUGCCAGCUUCUAUUACUAUGGCUGUGGCGGUAAUGCGAACCGUUAUUGUUCUUUUAGUGCCUGUCAACGGAGAUGUUAUUCCCGUGGUUAACAAUUUAGAUUAAUAAGUUUGCUUUCAAGUCAUACAAGUAUAUGUCAAACAAGUUAUCGAUAUAUCAAUAUAAAAUAAAUAUCUUAACAUUUUGCAACUCUUA